Thlaspi arvense is the source of this 492-nucleotide messenger RNA. The record is from the annotation of a GenBank genome assembly. NCBI's taxonomy places the organism in Eukaryota, Viridiplantae, Streptophyta, Magnoliopsida, Brassicales, Brassicaceae.
AUGGGGAAGGGUUUGUUGCCAGACACUCACGAGCUCGCCGCCACAGCGGCGAGGUCGCUGGCAAUCGGAAAAUCCGACGUGGCACUCGUGGUUGGGGCAAGGCUAAACUGGCUUUUACAUUUCGGUGAGCCCCCAAAGUGGUCAAAUGACGUAAAGUUCAUCUUAGUUGAUAUAUGCAAGGAGGAAAUUGAGCUGAGAAAGCCAUGUUUAGGCUUAGUUGGGGAUGCAAAAGAGAUAUUGGAGAUGAUUAAUAAGGAGAUCGACAAAAACCCUUUCAGUCUGGGACAAUGUCAUCCAUGGGUUGAGGCUAUUUCCAAGAAAUCGAAGGAAAAUGUGUUGAAAAUGGAGGCGCAAUUGGCAAAGGAUGUUGUGCCGUUUAAUUUUCUAACACCUAUGAGGAUUAUAAGGGAUGCAAUUCUGGAAAUGGGUAGUCCAGCUCCUGUUUUGGUCUCCGAAGGGGCAAAUACUAUGGAUGUUGGAAGGGCUGUUUGA